This is a messenger RNA of Passer montanus (Eurasian tree sparrow), 1306 nucleotides long. It is a transcript of the gene SLC7A6, whose product is annotated as solute carrier family 7 member 6. The coding region runs from base 16 to 1101 and encodes 361 amino acids. NCBI's taxonomy places the organism in Eukaryota, Metazoa, Chordata, Aves, Passeriformes, Passeridae. The record is from RefSeq and is a predicted model, not a curated record. Gene Ontology annotation, molecular function: L-amino acid transmembrane transporter activity. Gene Ontology annotation, biological process: amino acid transmembrane transport. Gene Ontology annotation, cellular component: membrane. The transcript has 7 exons.
AAGGCGGCGACGGCGAUGCCGGCGUGGGGGGGCGGGGUUGCGGGGCCGCCAUCGCGUGUCGGGUGGCAACGGGCGGGGAGCAUCCUGACACAGCUCCCGAGACGGCUCCGCGGGAGCGGAGAUUGUGGUUUGGAGUCGUGGAGAAUUCACAGUCUUUCCACAAUGGCAGAAAGGACAGAUUGUACAAAAUCACAAAUUUCACUGGCUGAAUACAGCCCCGUCAAUAAAUCAGAAAGGACAGAUGAAAGUGGAACACAGAAUGGAGACGAAAAUACAUUUCAACUGAAGAAAGAAAUAUCUUUAAUAAAUGGGAUAAGCCUUAUAGUAGGCAACAUGAUUGGUUCAGGUAUCUUUGUCUCGCCCAAAGGAGUUCUCAUCUACAGCAAAUCUUACGGAUUGUCUUUAAUAAUUUGGGCAGUUGGAGGGAUAUUUUCAGUCUUUGGAGCUCUCUGCUAUGCUGAACUUGGAACCACUAUUACAAAGUCAGGAGCCAGCUAUGCAUAUAUCUUGGAGUCUUUUGGGAGCUUCAUUGCUUUUAUUCGUUUGUGGACCUCACUGCUGAUUGUUGAACCAACUAGUCAGGCAAUCAUUGCCAUCACCUUUGCUAACUACAUAGUUCAGCCUUUCUUCCCUUCUUGUGACCCUCCGUAUGUGGCUUGUCGUCUCAUAGCAGCUGCUUGUGAAUGUCUUUUGACAUUUAUAAAUUGUGCCUAUGUUAAGUGGGGCACACGUGUGCAGGAUGUAUUUACUUAUGCUAAAGUUGCUGCUCUUAUUGCCAUCAUCAUCACUGGACUUGUUCAAAUCUGCCAGGGACACACAUGGCAUUUUAAGAACUCUUUUGAGGGAUCCUCUACUGAUAUUGGAGAAAUCUCCCUUGCAUUAUAUUCUGCCUUGUUUUCUUACUCUGGUUGGGAUACACUCAAUUAUGUAACAGAAGAAAUCAAAAACCCAGAAAGGAAUUUGCCUCUGGCUAUUGCAGUGUCUAUGCCAAUUGUGACUAUUAUCUAUAUUAUGACCAAUAUAGCUUACUAUACCGUGCUGGAUGCUCACUCUGUCCUCUCUAGUGAUGCUGUGGCAGUGACUUUCUCAGAAGAAUCCUGAGAUGAUAUCCAUCCCCAUAGUGGUGGCUUUCUCCUGUUAUGGUGGACUAAAUGUUUCUGCUUAUAGCUGCCUCCAGAUGUUUUCAUGUUUCCUUUUCUUUUCCCUUUCAUCAGACAUUUGCUGACAAGGUAUUUGGUAUGUUCAGCUGGACAAUUCCCAUUGCUGUAGCCUUUUCUUGCUUUGGUGGACUUAAUGCUUCAAUUCU